Phanerochaete carnosa HHB-10118-sp is the source of this 526-nucleotide messenger RNA. RefSeq lists its product as uncharacterized. The record is from RefSeq and is a predicted model, not a curated record. Lineage: Eukaryota; Fungi; Basidiomycota; Agaricomycetes; Polyporales; Phanerochaetaceae. The coding region runs from base 285 to 512 and encodes 75 amino acids. The transcript has a single exon.
CGAUGAUGUUCAACAACCGCACACAUCUCGCAGAAAGUACAAUGGCCAGCCGUACAGAUGCAUGAUGUGCAGAGUAGACGUCUCCGACCUAUCUCCUAAUGAGCACUGGCGAGCGGCGCACCAGUCCAAGGCGAUGAUGCGCUUCAAAGAUGAGGGUGGGGAGUACGAGGUCAAGCGGUCCCGGGACACCGGCCUCUUCGAGUGUCCGCGGUGUGACUCGUUAUUCAGACAUCCGAGGCAUGUGCAGGUGCGUGCCGCUUUUCUGCCAUGUUUUCAUAGUGAGAAUGACUCCGCGACAGGACCAUGCUUUUGCGUGGCGCGGCGCCUGCCCCAUAAGCAGCACCAGUGUUGACCCACCUAGGAAAACGUUGCGGCCGUCCACAUCUGCCAACGACACACCACAAGCAAGGCGUACACUGCCCAGAAGGGCCGAGAAAGCUCCGCAGGCGCCUCAGAACCAGAAUGCUAAGGGUGUUGCACGGCCAUUGAAGACCCCAACGCGUACACGGUGAGUGCAACCCAAUGC